GUGAGAAGAACUCUCUUCCUCUCUAUGGGGUCAUCGCCUUCUGAACCAAGCUCUGAGUCUAGUGAGAACUCACCAAGGUCAGGCUCAUAUGGCUCUCUAGCGGUGGAAGAAGGGCGAAAGAGUCUCUCCGGUGCAAUGAACUACACGAACUAG
Microthlaspi erraticum is the source of this 153-nucleotide messenger RNA. The record is from the annotation of a GenBank genome assembly. Lineage: Eukaryota; Viridiplantae; Streptophyta; Magnoliopsida; Brassicales; Brassicaceae.